Symbiodinium natans is the source of this 1425-nucleotide messenger RNA. NCBI's taxonomy places the organism in Eukaryota, Dinophyceae, Suessiales, Symbiodiniaceae. The record is from the annotation of a GenBank genome assembly.
AUGACGCCGGUGGUGAUACCAGGGUGGAGAGGUACCCUCCACCGGAUGCUGCAGUCCAGUGCCUGUGACGUCAUCACAGGCCUUGUGAUUGUCUUUGAUGUGGCCCUCACAUGCGUCGACAUUGAUAUUCGAGCUGCGGGCGGGACUACUCCCCUGGCUUUGGAGCUUGCGUCGAACGCGUAUCUCCUGGAGCUUGUUGCCAUCCUUUUCGUCUGGAAGGGCCAGGUAUUCCGGGACCCAUGGACCUUGCUGGACAUGCUGAUCGUGAUCUUCGGGCUUGUGCAGCUCGUGAUGGGGUUCAUGGGUGUCUCCCUGGACAAGGUCACGAUCCUCCGAAUGCUGCGCGUGGUGAGGAUCAUGCGGCUCUUCCGUCUCUUCCGGAAAUUUGCGAUGCUCAAGGAGUUGCGGAAGCUGAUCCGGAUGACAGCCAGCCACUCAAGGGAUGUGUUCGCAGGCUUCGUUGUGAUGACGAGUUGGGCAAUGCUGGCCGUGGAGCUGCUGAACCCCUACAUGCCAGAGCUGUCCAGCUUCUGGGAGGACUGCCCAUUCUGCCGCCGCUCUUUACAGUCAGUGAUGUCCGCCAACCUCCUGCUCUUCAAGACCGUGGUCGCCGGGGACAGCUGGGGUCAGGUGGCUGUGCCAUUGAUCGAAGCCCAUCCCACGGUCGCCAUCCCAAUCUUCAUCGGCUCCCAGCUCUCCAUUGUCUUCGGCGUGCUGAACUUGGUGGUUGCAGUGGUGGUGGACACUUUCGCCGAGCAGCGUACAAAGGACGUGACGAGCAUGGCGCAAGAGAUGGACGAGGAUGCGGAGGAGGAGCUCCAAGAGCUGGACAAGAUCUUUGCCAAGAUUGACAGCGACAAUGAUGGCGUGCUGAGUUGGGAGGAGUUGGUGAAAGGCGCUUCGAGAGUCCGAGAGUUUCAACACCGGCUGCGGGUCAUGGACAUCGACCAGAAGGACCUGGAGCAGCUCUUCUCCAUGCUGGACCACAACUCGAACAAGACCGUGGAUCCCGAUGAGUUCAAGCGGACCCUGGCGAGGUGGGCCUUUGACUCCAAGACGGCCACACGCUUCGUGCGGUACACCUUGCAGCUUGACAACUUUCACAUACUUUCAAAACUAAACUUGAGCCUGGUUUGUUUUUUCGGAUUUCGAAGCUUCCUCGACGCGACUCCCGCGUCCGCGCGGUUCAGGAUUUUUGAAUGGAUUGUUUGCGGGCGUAAGAGCAGGGAAUCAGUGACAAGCACGUCCCACAGACCAAGGCAGCAACUAAUGGAAGAUCACAGCUCCGCAGCUGAGAAGCUCUCGAACAUGGAGUCGCCUCUCAGCGUGAAACUUGAGCUCGAUCCUCGCUUGAUAGCCCUUGCGUCGGGCACCCAAAGACACAUCCCCGCACAGCCCAAGCUACCCGAAGGAAGCACCCUAUAG